Octodon degus (degu) is the source of this 3029-nucleotide messenger RNA. RefSeq names its product solute carrier family 23 member 1. Gene Ontology annotation, cellular component: membrane. The transcript is spliced from 12 exons. Gene Ontology annotation, molecular function: transmembrane transporter activity. The record is from RefSeq and is a predicted model, not a curated record. Gene Ontology annotation, biological process: transmembrane transport. NCBI's taxonomy places the organism in Eukaryota, Metazoa, Chordata, Mammalia, Rodentia, Octodontidae. The coding region runs from base 253 to 2121 and encodes 622 amino acids.
AUUAUGAAAUAUCUGCGGCCGCAGAGUGCAUAUUGGUCCCGUGGCAGCUGAGGAGGCUGCGGGGAGGCCCUUGUCGCAGGUCUGGCAGGCGGAUAGGACCUGCCGCCGCCUCUUGCUUGCCUGCUGCCUCCGCCUCCGCACUGAGUCAGGGACUGAGAAGUUAAGCUCACUCUCCUGAAGCAGUCAGUCCUGCCUCUUUCCAGAGAGGCAUUCUCUGUCCUGCUCCUACCAGAAGGGAAGAAUCCCACUGCCAUGAACUCUGCCAUCCCCAGCGGCGAGCUCCCCAGCUGCGUGCAGAGGGAUGAAGGAGUGCUCAACCCUGAUGCUGACAGCCACAGCAGGAAGAAGGACCAGCAGCCUGAGACUCCCAGCAGCAGCAGCAGCAGCAGCAGCAACAGCAGCAGCCACCUGGCCUAUGGCAUCUUGGAUGUCCCUCCGUGGUAUCUCUGCAUCUUUUUUGGGAUCCAGCACUUCCUCACAGCCCUGGGGGGACUUGUGGCGGUGCCGCUCAUCCUGGCCAAGGACCUGUGCCUGCAGCAUGACCCCCUGACCCAGAGCUACCUCAUCGGCACCAUCUUCUUCGUCUCUGGAAUCUGUACUCUCCUGCAGGUGUUUUUAGGGGUCAGGCUCCCCAUUCUCCAGGGAGGCACAUUUGCUUUCGUGGCACCCUCUUUGGCCAUGCUCUCUCUUCCGGCCUGGAAGUGCCCGGAGUGGACACUCAAUGUCACCCAGGUGGACACCAGCUCUCCUGAAUUUAUAGAAGAGUGGCAGAAGAGGAUCCGAGAGCUGCAGGGCUCCAUCAUGGUGGCUUCCUGUGUGCAGAUUCUAGUGGGCCUCUCGGGCCUCAUUGGCUUCCUUAUGCGCUUUAUUGGCCCCUUGACCAUCGCCCCGACCAUCACCUUGGUGGCCCUGCCUCUCUUUGAAUCUGCAGCCCAGGACGCCGGAAUCCAUUGGGGGAUCGCCUCCCUGACCAUCUUCCUCAUCGUGCUGUUUUCUCAGUACCUGAAGAAUGUCGCGGUGCCCGUGCCUGUGUGUACAGGAUGGAAGAAAUGUCGCACUGCCAAGUUCCACGUGUUUCAGGUCUUCCCUGUGCUGCUGGCCCUCUGCCUGUCCUGGCUCCUCUGUUUUGUGCUCACCAUCACCAACGUCCUCCCCUCGGCCCCCACCGCUCCUGAGUACCUGGCCCGCACGGACUCCAGAGGCAGCGUCCUGAGCCAGGCCCCCUGGUUUCGCUUCCCUUACCCAGGACAGUGGGGCCUCCCGACCGUCAGCCUGGCUGGGGUCUUCGGGAUCAUCGCCGGUGUCAUCUCCUCCAUGGUGGAGUCUGUGGGUGACUACUACGCCUGUGCCCGGCUGUCGGGGGCCCCACCCCCUCCGAAGCAUGCCAUCAACCGUGGCAUCAGCAUCGAGGGCCUCGGCUGCCUGCUCGCAGGGGCCUGGGGGUCAGGGAACGGCACCACUUCUUACAGCGAGAACAUCGGGGCGCUGGGUAUCACCAGGGUGGGGAGCCGGAACGUGAUUGUCGCUGCAGGCUGCGUGCUGCUCGUGAUGGGUGUAUUUGGAAAGAUCGGGGCUGCAUUCGCCACCAUCCCAACCCCUGUGAUCGGAGGCAUGUUCCUCGUCAUGUUUGGGGUCAUCAGUGCCGUGGGGAUCUCCAAUCUGCAGUAUGUGAGCAUGAACUCUUCCCGGAACCUCUUCAUCUUUGGCUUCUCCAUCUCCUUUGGGCUUGCCAUUCCCAGCUGGGUGAACAGGAAUCCCGAGAGGCUGCAGACAGGGAUCCCCCAGCUGGACCAGAUCCUCCAGGUGUUGCUGACCACAGGCAUGUUUGUCGGAGGAUUCCUGGGCUUUCUCCUGGACAACACCAUCCCAGGAAGCCAGGAGGAGCGAGGCCUGCUGGCCUGGACUAAGAUCCAUGAGGAUUCUGGAGUGACACUGCAGGCCUCGGAGGUCUACAGCCUGCCCUGGGGUGCCGGUACCCGGUUCUGCACCUGUUCCUGGGCACGAAAGUUACCCUUCUGGCCUGAGCCAAACCAGGAGGAGGCUAGCCACCAGCUGAGUGGUCCUUUGCUCCUGAAUACCCUUAGCAGAGCCCCUGAGGGGUGCCUGGAUAUCAGGAUCUGAGGACAGCUGACCCCAUACAUCAGGCUACCCUGGAGCACCAAUCUAGGUCACUUCAGGGUCCCUAGGUCACUGCAGGCCACAGUGCAUGCUUCUGCUGUUCUCCCAACUCUAGCUUGGACCAGCUCAAGGAGGCCCAGCAGAACUGCUCUUCCACCGAGCUGCACUUUGAUGACUUGGAAGAGGCAGACAGGGAGGUGCAGUUUGCUGAAAGGCGACAGGACACAAGAGGCAUCAGGGCCCUGUGAUCUUACCAUCCUUCCCCACUAAUGCUUCUGCUGAGGCUUGGGUUGGGCAGUGUGAGGAGCACCCCAAUAUCCCCCACCUCCUCCCAAUUGCUGAGGAGCCAGCCCCUUGAGUGUGGGACACCAGCCUGACCACUUCUCCCCAAGCAGAGUUGAGGCAGGACAGUGACUGAGCUCUGGUCUGCUGUGGCUCCCUCUUCUUUUCUCUUCCAUCUCCCCUCCAGGAGUGAAUGGGGGAUGGGGACCCAGAGCCACAGAGUGGUGGUCAUCAGACACCUUCCAGGAGGACAAAAUUAACCAGAUCAAGGGUGCUGAGACCCCAGUGCAAUGACAGUGCAGGCCUGAGGCCCCCUACCUUAUUUCCAUUUUCUUUCUGUGGCUGCCCCAUAAUGCUUUGCAGCCUUUCAGGCACCAUGAGGUGCCCAGAGCCAUCCUGGGAGGUGCUUUCUUUGGCUGCGGCAGGCUUCAGAUGACAUAUCCCAUAUGACGACUGCCCCUCUGCAGCCCUCCUCGGUCAGGUCCAAGAGGGGUUCGACCCCUAUCCAUGACCAAACAGAAAGUCUGAUUCCACAUAGAAGUGAGCCGGCUUCAUUUAUUGAUUCCGUCUGUGUGCUCUUCCCCUUGUGGCUGCAGCGAGGCUCUAGUAAAGCCUCUUUCUGGACUGCA